AUGGCCCCCCGCAGAGUCGAUGAUACUCGCCCAAGUUCGGCUCCCCCGCUAAACAGAGUCUCCAAAUCUGUCUCUGCCAAACCCAAGCGCCGCCCCGGUCGCCCAUUCAAAUUCCCUCGCCGUGACUCUUCGCAGUCUCAAUCCAGUCGAUCGCCUCUAUCUGUUCUAUCUGCCUCAUCCGCUGGAGCACCACCAAUCCGCCGACGCGCUCUGUCCAGGCUCGAAGCUUUGCCCGUUGAAGUGAUUGAGAAGAUAUUUCUCUACUCGCUGAAUCCUAACCUGCCUCGGGCGUCACCGGUGCUAGCGGCCGCUCUUUCGCGAGAGCAUGUCUACAAUCUGCUCAUUAUUCUAGCAUUAUGGAAUGACCCCAUGACCACCGACCCGCUCAGCCCGGCAAUGGUUGCUAUGCUUACACCGCUGGAGGAAUACGUGCCCUUGAAUUGGGAUGCCCGGGGCAAAUUGCAAGACUCUAUCUUCCGCUGCCGAUGGUGCACAAUGCAACGUGUCCGUGACCAAGUCCCCCAAAUCGUCAACCUGACGCUGCAUCGCUUUUGGAUCAACACUGGCUUAGAGAUGGACCCGGAGCAGCGGGCCGCCCUUGAUCGGUUUAUGAAACGAGAAGAUAUGGCCACCCUUUCCUUCACAGCAAAAAGGGGGACAAUUGAUCGGUUAGCGGAUGGAAUCAAACCCGAGUACCCCGGGCAAAAUUAUGAUCAACCUUGCCCUGCCCCGCCCCCCGGCCCGCACGAGUAUAAGCUCGUUAUCGAGCCCAACGUCCUUAUUUACAUAAAAUCGACGAAAGGGUUUGGUCUAACACUUAGACCGGCAAUUGAGCUUCAGGAAUUCCCCAGCAACCUCCUUCGUGGCUCCAAUACCGGUUUCUCGGCUGAGGAUGUUGCCUUCCUUGAGCUUUUGCGUCUCUGUUCAAAUCACAGACAGUGGGAUGAGCGCGACUUUCCGCGGCAUUUGACGUCGACCAAGGUGGAUCGUAUGGCAUUGCAUCAGGGAGUGAGGAACGCGAUUCGGUCUCAAAACCUAGACGCCCUUACCUCAUUACUCAAGAUCGAUCAGUUUGUCUACGACUACCAGGUACGCGAGGAGAGCGAGGAAAAUAUUCUCCCUUACACAAUUCCAUCUGAUCACUUCGUGACAGUGACUCGUGUAGGUCGCAGCAACCCGCGUCUUAACUUGGCGUUCUUCGAAACCCUCGUUCGUGCCAGUGCGGAAUCUAUUCCUACCAAUUCCCUCGAAGUUACGCAGUGGACGGUCGAUAAUAUCCACCUUGCCGAACAGAAUCCUACGCAGUACCGUGAAACCAAUGGCAAUUUCGCCCGGUGGCUAUCGAACUUCAUUCUACGAUUGCCCUUGUUUAUUGAGAGAAAGGCUGAAUUUUCCCAAAGUCUCUUCCGGCAUGGGGAACUUGACCUUUCAAAAUACGAGGGCCGCCGGUAUUUUGAAGAGGUGCUCCAGCCUCGGAAUGAGCAAAUGCUGUACUGGAUGGCCGAAAGCUCGUUUCAUCCGGAAGAAUUCUGGCUGGAACCGAACAAAGUGUCCAAGCAAGAUGUAUAA
Molecule: messenger RNA, 1569 nt
Organism: Penicillium waksmanii
Lineage: Eukaryota; Fungi; Ascomycota; Eurotiomycetes; Eurotiales; Aspergillaceae
Exons: 1
Coding region: 1-1569 (522 amino acids)
Source: RefSeq, a predicted model, not a curated record